AUGGGAGGUCAGGAUGUGAGAGUAUGGGUUGACCGCUGGUUACCCUCCCUCCCUUUGGGGCGUUCUUCUCCGAUUGGUGAGGUUGUGGUGACUAGAAACCUUCGUGUUGAUACUCUUAUUUGUCCACAGUCUCGUGAUUGGAAUAUCAAUUUUCUGCUUCCUUUCCUGUCAGUCGUUGAUCAAGAGGCAAUUGAAGGGUAUCGAUGGUUGCAAUCUCGGUCUUUGAGCGUGAGGGAUCAUCUCCUGCCUUAUGUUCGAUCUAUCCCGGAUGAGCUAUGGAAACGUAUAUGGAAGACGAUGGCUUUCACUUGUUGGUACAUUUGGAAAGCCCAGUGCAAUUAUGUGUUUAACCAGGUGCGUAUCAACCCUUUAAAUGUUGUUUUGGCCAUCUCCAAUGCGGUUGGGUUUUUCUUGGCAGCUUCCAGCAAUUAUGCGGUAAAUGGGGGUCGGGAAAAUGUCGGACAGACUCCAAGCCGAGCUCCCUAUUGGAUUCCUCCUCCACCCCCUUUUACAAGAAUAAAUGUCGAUGCCAGCUGGUUCAAGAUGUCGAGUUCAGGGUUUGUGGGAGUGGUGUUGCGUGACGCUGAGGCGCGUUUCAUUGCAGUAGCUUGGUACCAUAUUCGGGCCCCCUGUGCUGCUGCUGCCGAAGCUUUGGCACUGCUGCGCGGAUGCGAAUUGGGUGCUUCGUUGGGUUAUUCUGAGGUAAUUCUGGAAUCAGACUCUUCUAAGGCUGUUUCUUGCCUCUUAAAUUCUCUGGAAAAUGGCAGUUGGGAGGCUUUUCUUACUUUAGAAAGGGUGAAAACUUUGGGGGAAGCCUUCCAAAACUGUCACUGGUCUUGGGUCCCAAGAUCAGCCAAUAUGGUGGCGGAUACUCUUACGUCGUGA
Molecule: messenger RNA, 885 nt
Organism: Pyrus x bretschneideri (Chinese white pear)
Lineage: Eukaryota; Viridiplantae; Streptophyta; Magnoliopsida; Rosales; Rosaceae
Exons: 3
Coding region: 1-885 (294 amino acids)
Molecular function (GO): nucleic acid binding; RNA-DNA hybrid ribonuclease activity
Source: RefSeq, a predicted model, not a curated record